CAUUGCAGGAGAUGAAGUCUGCGUCACCUCUGUUGCUACUGUCGAUGAUUCUCAGCGCCAGCAGCUCGUGUCCGGAUCUGGAAGCACAAUGUGAAGAUAUCUUCCGACGUGUUCUUGCAGAGCGAGUGGUUCUCAAGGGACAGCGGAGUCUGGAGCUGUUGCAAAGCCUGCUGACAUAUCUACUCUGGCACCACCAUCGCUAUGAUCCUGAAACUCAGCAGUAUUUUCAGUUUCUCCAGCUGGCGCUCGGCAUGGCGGCAGACCUUGGUUUGUACACGAGGUUCAAAAAGCCGGGAGGGAUCUCCGUGCAAUCGGCAGAAGAUUUCAACGUCGUGCGAACAUUUCUGCUGUGCUACUAUCUCAGCUGCGGCACCGGCAUUCUUGGCUAUGACAGGCCGGAUUCUAUGCAAAGCAUUCAAGAAUUAAAGCAUGCGGCCGGCCUUUUGGCUCAGGGAUCGAAAGAUGUCCUCGACAGACAGGCGCCAGCUAUGCUUGCACUGAUGCAUGUCCUUGCGCAGCAACGUGACCAUUUGAACCGUUCCGGAAGGACAGAGUCUCAGUCCGGCAGCUUCUCGACAGCACUGGAAAGCUGGGAGGCGUCUCAGCUCAGCUAUGAGAGUCCGCCCAUUGUCAGGUGCACCUAUCACUUCGUCUACGCGUACGGCUUGCUGAAAGGUUCCGUUCCUAGCUCGUUGACGGCCAGGGUAUACCAAACCUGUCUGGACCAUCUUGUCGUUGUACUGUCCACUAUCCUGGAGCAAGACGUGUCUCACCUCGUGCUGUUGGGAAUCGCUGAGUGGGGACAUUUGUUGACGACGCUCUUUCUCCUUCCACGUCUGGAGACCUCUCUGGCGGCAACAACGUCGAGUCACACAUCUGGACACAAGGACACUCCGCUUACAUUCCACUAUAUCGGCCGUUUUCGCGACGCUCUUCGAGAGAUCAAGGUGAAAGCGCAGCAUAAUAUUGUUCUCGGCACUCAUACCUUCUUCGGCUGGCUGGACAAGAUCCUGUCCGCGGUUGAAACGCAGACGACCUCUCGCGUGUCGUCUUCUUCUUCUGCCAAAGCAGACACCCGAGAACAGGGCGACACGUCGGCCUACGAGCUUGUCAACUCGUUUCUUGAUGACCAAGAUGGGGACGUGUCUGGCGCUGAGCAUUUGCUAGCUAAGAACAGGGCUCACAACGAGGGUUCCAACACGGAAGACUUCUGGGUCGACUUUAUGUCGGACUGGUUGAAUUGGUGACCGACCGCAGCCGGUCAGAUCCAGCCUGGGUGGACGGACGCCUCUUUCUCAAACGCUACAUAUUUUAUGGGCGGCUCGUGGAAUCACAGAACAUCUUCAGACGCAUCGGGGCACUGUUUAGCAUUGAGAGAGUACGUCUGUAUGUCACAAUUAGCC
Messenger RNA from Exophiala xenobiotica, 1403 nucleotides. RefSeq lists its product as uncharacterized. Gene Ontology annotation, cellular component: nucleus. NCBI's taxonomy places the organism in Eukaryota, Fungi, Ascomycota, Eurotiomycetes, Chaetothyriales, Herpotrichiellaceae. Gene Ontology annotation, biological process: regulation of DNA-templated transcription; DNA-templated transcription. The coding region runs from base 12 to 1247 and encodes 411 amino acids. The transcript has a single exon. The record is from RefSeq and is a predicted model, not a curated record. Gene Ontology annotation, molecular function: zinc ion binding; DNA-binding transcription factor activity, RNA polymerase II-specific; transcription cis-regulatory region binding.